UGGGUGGCAUUACCAGGUGUAUGGCAACUCUUGGUGGCCGGCUUUCGCCGCGUGGAUCAAAACGACUUUAGCGUUUAGGCGCGCCAAACGCCGCGGUCAAAUGAUUGCAUAUCUUCUAGAUACCUGAGAGUAAAUUCCUACCUAGCAAUCCUUACGCCCAAUCAUCAGUAUAUCACUACACGUCAAAAAUCACCAGGCCAUCACGCGACGAAGAAGCAUCCCCAGACACGGAAAUGGCACCCAGCGUUGUUGAAGACGCGGUUCAAACCAACUCGUCGCCCAAGCCUACCUCUGGCCUCUUGACAACAAGCCAAGCAUCGCAAUGGACGCCCGACACUGUCCUCUCAACCCUUGCCCCUCUCGAGAAGCACUCGUCUUCACCCGUCCCUUUCUUCCACCUUCUUGAACGUCUGAAGACUACCAAGCGCGAGGGCUGGCGCAGAUUCGGUAUCAACCACGGCGAAUCUAUCUCCGACCACAUGUACCGCAUGUCCAUCAUCACCAUGCUCUGCCCGCCUUCUCUCUCCUCUCGCCUGGAUGUGCCCCGUUGCACCAGAAUGGCUCUCAUUCACGACAUGGCCGAAGCCCUUGUUGGCGACAUCACCCCUGUUGACGGCGUUCCGAAGUCGGAGAAGAACAGAAGAGAGGCAGACACUAUGGACUACAUAUGCUCCGAUUUGCUUGGCAAGGUCGGCGGUGGUUUGUCGGGCCAGGAGAUGCGUGCAGUGUGGCAGGAAUAUGAGGACAGUCAAACACUCGAAAGCAAAUUCGUUCAUGACGUGGACAAGAUUGAGCUCCUGCUCCAGAUGAUGGAGUACGAGCGUUCUCAUGAGGGCCGCAUCGACCUUGGCGAGUUCUCAUGGGUCGCUCAGAAGAUUGAAUUGCCCGAGGUCAAGGCAUGGUGCAAUGACUUGCUGCGUGAAAGAGAGGCUUUCUGGGCCGGACUGAAGAAGACGCCAACCGGAAGCACUCUCAACGACGAGCAAGAGAAGCAGCAUGCUGAGUAUUACAGCAAGAAUGCUUGAAGCCUGAGAAUCGUUAAGUAAGCGUAUGGUUUGACUUUUAUACACAGCAGCAUCCAGCGGGUCCAAGGCGCAUAGGCGGGCAGGCAGGUUUACACGGGUUCAGGCGUCGGGAAUGCAUAGGCAUGGCUUUUAUACAAUUCAUCCGGCGACGGUACGUACGCAUCAGUUCAUCAGCAUUGAACUAGAAAGUCACUGUUUCAGAAGGAUGCAUAGCUCUCUCCACGUGAUCGCCUACGCCUGCCAUUAGGAUCUACAAGACUCAAGGCGGCUUGCUUGGCGAUGCUGUCGAGCGGGCAGGCGCGUGAUGGGGGCGCACAUCACGUCGUGUCCCGUCAACUUGUCUUCAUUGUCAAGUGUGUCCUCGAUUUUUCCAUCCAAGUCUGCACCCGCUGUCAACAACAAU
This is a messenger RNA of Aureobasidium pullulans EXF-150, 1428 nucleotides long. RefSeq lists its product as uncharacterized. Gene Ontology annotation, cellular component: cytoplasm. Gene Ontology annotation, molecular function: 5'-deoxynucleotidase activity. The coding region runs from base 234 to 1025 and encodes 263 amino acids. The record is from RefSeq and is a predicted model, not a curated record. The transcript is spliced from 2 exons. NCBI's taxonomy places the organism in Eukaryota, Fungi, Ascomycota, Dothideomycetes, Dothideales, Saccotheciaceae.